GUUCCGCCAGUCCGGGUUCAUAAGGUGCCUCAGCGUACUACUCAUCAGAUGUAUGAAUCACUAGUACACAUUAUGGACAUCCACAUCCUCUCUGGCUCCUUCACCUCGCUUUCUCUCUUCCUCCUUGCAUUUUCCCCGGUGAACCGUUCGCUCCGUCUCCUUCGGAUUAUACCCGCCUCUGGGCCGCAUCAAUAUAUUUCCCAGACCCCUCGGGCAGUAUAUGCGACGACAUGGGCGUCUCCACCAGCCUUACACGCAUGGGCACUGCCUUCUUUAACUCACAUCGGCAGUACAUCCAUUACAGCAACAUCGUCGUAUAUCGCAACCCUCGACUCUCAUGCCUACUCCAUGGGUGGACCCACAGGAGAAGUGCAUUUACUUGACCCGGUGUCUGGUUUGUGGGGACAGAAAAUCCAAGAGAUCCUGUUCAUCGAACCUGAUGAGCUACCAGAGGCUGAUAAGACGAGGAAAGCGUUGAGAUACGGCUCCCAUGCGAUAGAGUUCACAAGUGAUGGAAAUUAUGGGUUUGUUCCUGUCCUUGGUACGGAAGAGAUCCAUAUCUUCAAGAAAUCUCGAGUCGAUGGGACGCUUGAACGGGUAGGGAAAGCCAAGGGGCAGGCCGGAGAUGGCCCACGGCAUGUGAAAGUGCAUCCAAACGGAGAAGUUGUCUACUGUGUGGCUGAACAUAGUAACAACCUGGACGUGUACACCUUCAGUACCAUGCCUAUACCGUCUCUCAUGCUCGUCAAUUCUCAGCCUCUCUACGCUUCCGGUUCAGCCCACUCCUACCGGGGUGACACCCUCCUACUCACGCCUUCAGCCAACCAGAUAUUCGCAACCACUCGCGGCGCGACGUCGAGGGAUCCAGGUUACAUCGCCGUCUUUUCCCUCUCCCCAUCUGGUCUAUUUAGCGGCCAAGCCGAGUAUUACGAGACUCCAACUUCGGGAGGAAAAGCUCACGCCAUCGACUUACUCCCCAAGUCUUCAUUACCUUCCUCGGACCAGGAGUCAUUCUCCGUGCCAGUAGAAUCAGUCUGGAUACUCCUUACAGAUGACGAUCCGUGCACUCAAAUUGCCGAACCUUGCGCCAGUGUACGCAUUCUUGAAUGGGAUGGCUGGGGUACGGGUGGGAUACAUGAGGUUGCUGCGUAUGCUGGGAUGGAGAUGCAGGGUGGAAGUCAUGCUAUUUUCUUGCACGAACAUGGGGCUACCGAGGGGGAGGUGCGGCAUGAUGAGUUGUAGAGCCGCUGAUGCACUGCAGUUCUUGCUGUUUAACGCGUCAAAACACAGGUACGCGUCGUAAAUCUAAAGGCUUGUUCGGUACAUUUUUCUUGCUUGUGAAUGAACAGACCUCGAAGUCAAAAGUUCUGUAUUCAUACAUCCUUUAAUCUUAAGUAAUGUCGGCAGUGCGUUGCUGGAAGAGAACGAUAUCUGGU
Messenger RNA from Guyanagaster necrorhizus, 1436 nucleotides. Its product is annotated as putative isomerase YbhE. Gene Ontology annotation, molecular function: protein binding; 6-phosphogluconolactonase activity. The coding region runs from base 49 to 1242 and encodes 397 amino acids. Lineage: Eukaryota; Fungi; Basidiomycota; Agaricomycetes; Agaricales; Physalacriaceae. The record is from RefSeq and is a predicted model, not a curated record. The transcript has 2 exons.